Prorocentrum cordatum is the source of this 856-nucleotide messenger RNA. The record is from the annotation of a GenBank genome assembly. NCBI's taxonomy places the organism in Eukaryota, Dinophyceae, Prorocentrales, Prorocentraceae.
CUCACGCCCAAAGGGCUGGUGGGAUUCCGAGAGACGCCCCGAGAGAACCCAAAGAGGGUAAAAUCGUAAAAUCGUUUCCGUAGCCAUUUUGGCUCAAGCAAUUUUGGCGCAAGCCAAAUUAGUCAGCAAACAGUUCAACUUGUCUCGUCACCACACCUGCGCUCUUCUCCGGGAAUAUCCCCCGCGGGCUUUGCUCUCCGAUGGCGGCGCCAGCGUUCGAUGAGUCUUGGCGCUUAGACCCGAUAUUGGCGGGUGGCGUGGCGCCACCAUGCGGAGCUGAAUUUACGCGCUUCGUACCGCCGACGUUCAGCGCCCACGGGUGCGGGCCAUUGUUCUCUCGCAAGGUUGGCGUCGUGAGGGCCCGCGCACCACAUCCCGAGGACCUGGACGGCCUGCAGCGCGGGAUGGUGGCGUCCGCGGAGCCAAUCGCUUCGCGCGGCCCUGUCGGCGCAGAGGUGGGCGGCCCAGAGCGCGCGAUGGGGGUGCUCGCGGAGCCGGAUGCCUCGCGUGGCCCUGACAGUGCUCGUGCAAAUUCGCUUGGGGCAGGCUUGGACGGGUCCGUGAUCUUGAGAGGUGCGAUCGGGGCAGCGAUGGUGGCUUUGCGCUGGAAGCUGAUCGGCAAGUCCUCCGCUCAGAGUUUCUCUGAGAUCAACACGGAGACCACGCUAGUUGCGCCGGCCUCGCCACCACGGGCCGUGUUCAAAUUCAGAGCUCGGUCAUACGUCGCGGCACGUGCGCAGAAAGGAGACCAGCCGCGCAAGGCAUAGUUGAUAUGUUUCGUCACGCGGUGCAGAAGCCACCCGCACUUGUGGAUAACGAGGGGGCCGUUCUGCCGGCAGGUGCCCAGAGAAGGGUG